This is a messenger RNA of Ictalurus punctatus (channel catfish), 2761 nucleotides long. It is a transcript of the gene usf1, whose product is annotated as upstream transcription factor 1. Gene Ontology annotation, molecular function: DNA-binding transcription factor activity, RNA polymerase II-specific; RNA polymerase II cis-regulatory region sequence-specific DNA binding; protein dimerization activity. Bases 208 to 1203 code for a protein of 331 amino acids. The transcript has 12 exons. The record is from RefSeq and is a predicted model, not a curated record. NCBI's taxonomy places the organism in Eukaryota, Metazoa, Chordata, Actinopteri, Siluriformes, Ictaluridae. Gene Ontology annotation, biological process: regulation of transcription by RNA polymerase II.
GGUUGAUUUCUAUCUUUCUUUCUUUCCUUAAAUCCUACUGAUCUGGCAACCCGGACCAUACCGGUGCAAGUAAACAAUACAGGAGUAUAGUAAGCGCAGAAAAAAUCUGGCGAGUUUUAGCAGCACAGUAAGCGUUAGCUAUCUAUGCGGAUGCCUAGUUCACUCGGGUAAACAGAAGGGUGGAUUAAGCAGGACUUGCUGUUUCACAUGCCGGUGGAAAUGAAAGGGUCACUGCUUCCAAUAUAUUUGUGCGCUAGCGGGAUGCUUGCCUCCUCCUCUCAGCAACAGAAAAGUCCGGACCCUGAUUGCAAUGUUCCUGUAAUUGAAGAAGGGGUAGUGGCUACUGCUGAGGAUCCUUCAGCAAUUACAACUAUUCAGUCAGCUGCCACGUUUUCCUCCGAGCAGCCCAUAAAAUACCUGUUCAAGACAGAGGGAGCUGGGGGGCAGGUAGGGGAACUGUACCCUCCCAUCGGUCAGGUGACAUAUAGGGUAAUUCAGGUGGGAGAUGGACAGUUGGAGGCUCAAACAGAUGGCACCACAGCUGUUAGUGUUGUUGCUGGGUUUCCUGCUACAACCCAGCCUGUUACACAGGCUGUGUUCUCUCAGUCUGAAGCCUUAGAGGGAGAUGGGACAGAAACCCAUUACACCUAUUACCCUGCCACUAUUUCGGAUGCUACAACAGGCACUAUGGUCACUGGUGUGCAGGCCUCUGACACAAUCCUCAGCCAGGGCACACCUACAGGUCAGUUAUAUGUGAUGAUGUCACCCCAGGAGGUUCUGACAGGAGCAACCCAGAGAUCUAUUGCACCUCGCACACAAACUUGCAACACUAAGUCAGAGGCACCAAGGACAUCUAGAGAUGAGAAACGGCGAGCACAACACAACGAAGUUGAACGAAGGCGCAGAGAUAAGAUUAACAACUGGAUUGUUCAGCUUUCCAAGACCAUUCCAGACUGCACGUUGGACGCCACCAAGACAGGACAGAGUAAAGGAGGGAUCCUCUCAAAGGCCUGUGAUUACAUUCAGGAGCUGCGACAAAGUAAUAAUCGAUUAGCAGAGGAGCUCAACACACUGGAGAGGCUGAGGAUGGACAACCAGCUUUUACGGCAAGAAGUGGAGGACUGGAAAUCAAAAAAUCAGAUUUUGAGGAGCCAACUCAGACAGCAUGGUAUUGUAGCAGCAGCAAGUGCAGAGCCACAAUGAAGAGUGGUUGUUUAAAUGCUGGUUGUGACCCACUGUGGAAGGUUCAUUAUGAGUGCUAAAUCCAGACACUAAAAAUAAGUUUCCAGGCAUAAAACUGGUUUUGAGGUCACAGAAACAAUCAUGGACAAUGCUUAAUGCAGGAUUUCUCAGUCAGUUACGUACAUUUACUUUUAAUAUGUCUUACUUUAUCAUGUAUAUAUUUGUUUUGUACAACACGUUUUUUACUUGAUCUAACGAUGCAUUUCUAUCAUGUUCUGGUAAAAGUGGGGCAGAAGCAUGAAAACCUUUCUUGUACAUCGCUCUGAAACAAUUCUGAUGGCAAAAAUUAAUCUAGCAUGUUUCAUAUUUUUUCAGUGCAAUUACUAAGACAACAAAAUAAUGGUAUUUUUUCUGGUUAUGUGUAAGAUACAGCUCACUAUACACAUGUAUUUGAAAUAAAUACUUUGCAACAUAAAUGUUUGCAUCUGCCAGUCUGUGAAUUUGAAGCACUUUUCCUCUUUGACUCAAAAGUCUAAUGCACUCAUAUGUCAAGUUUUAUUAAUCUGGGAAAUUAUAGCAAAUGUGUGCUAUAAUGUUUGAAAUCGCGUUCGUAUAAUUACGUCAUUACGCUUGUGAUGUUUGCAUAUUAACAAGCUUUUUUGAUGGUAAAGCCAUCUUAGAAACAUUGGUAAUACUAAGCUCAUGCAAUACUUGUUUGACCUAAAUCAUCAAUAGAAAGCUUGCAUUACAAUACAUUGCAUUCUGUUAGUAUUGUCUGCAAUAAAAGAUUUAUGUGCCAUAAAAGUUUUACUUAGCAUAAGUUUUGUCACAUAUUUUUUAUCAUCCAAAAGAAACAAUGGAUAUACUCACCUAAAGUAAUAUAAAAUCUAGUCAGAAUUCUCCAUGUCACUUUUGUGACACUGUUUUAUACAUUACCAAUCGCCUAUUUCCAUUUCAAGGAUUUAUUUUAGAUAGGUGUGAGGUGUCUGUUCUGUGUAUCUCUUAACUGUAAAAGCAGAUCAGUCACCAAAUACAGGUGCAUCUCCAAAAUAUUUUAUAUUGUGGAAAAGUUUGUUUUCUCCCCAUAAUUUAAUUCAAAAAGUGUGACUUUGAUAUAUUGUAGAUUCAUUACACACAAUGUGAAAUAUUUCAAGCCUUUUUUGUUUUUGUCAUGAUUUCCCCUCGCACAAAGCGCUGGAGCACACAGCGUGCUCUGAAACUUAUGAUUUCUAUUCUGUCUCCGCCCCUGUAUUGUCAUUGGUUGUUUCCCUUAUGUGUCAUCAUUGUAUUCAGCUGUUUUUUUGUGUUUCAUCCCUGAUUACGUUUGUGAUUUAAACCCCUCGUGUGUCAUUGUUUGUUGCGAAGUAUUGUGUGUAAAUUCUGGCUCAGUACCAAACCUUUGUUCCUCGUUUCCGUGCAUAGUUUUGAUCCUGUUCUCGUCCUCAUUAUUCGAUUCUGUUUUGCCUAGUUUAUGCCCGUUUGCCAGUCGCCUGAUCUGUUGCCUGUUUAUUACCACGGCUUUGCCUUUCAAUAUGGAUUUGUCUGCCUAUUUCUAAUAAAGCUCUUAUCUGCACUUGCA